Daldinia caldariorum is the source of this 1236-nucleotide messenger RNA. RefSeq lists its product as uncharacterized. The transcript is spliced from 3 exons. Bases 123 to 1184 code for a protein of 353 amino acids. The record is from RefSeq and is a predicted model, not a curated record. NCBI's taxonomy places the organism in Eukaryota, Fungi, Ascomycota, Sordariomycetes, Xylariales, Hypoxylaceae.
UUACCUCCUCCGAAGGCAACGACUAGCUUUUACAUCCUACAUAAACUAAGACAGAGAGAGAGAGGGCUGAAUCUAGAUUGGAUUCGUUUACUUUACUUUAUUUUCCCGAGCUAUAUGCCAAUAUGGAGACGGCUACUUUUCUAAUCUUUUGUCUCGCUUUAUUGGCGAGAAAUGUACAGGCUCAGGAUUCAUCCAACAGCGACAACAAUGGCGGUAGCGGCAGCGGCCGUGGGUGGUCCUGGGCAGGUUAUCCUGGGGCCGACGGCGGCGCUUUUGGGGGCAACCCGUACAAUUCGGGGUCGGCGGGGGGCGGUCUAAGUGUGUUCGCGAACUUCGACAUCGACACGGCGGUUCGAUACCGGACGGCCCACGGUAUCAUCGCCGCGAUAUGUUUCGUCGUGAUAUUUCCCUGCGGCGCUAUCAUCGUACGGCUGCUUCCUAGUCGGCACACGUGGCUCGUCCACGCCGUGGUCCAGUGCGUCGGGUUUCUUGCGUACGUUGCUGCCGCUGCGCUGGCGAUAAGGCUUAUACAGAUGGUUAGGAUCCCCCCUGACGGAUCUAGCCUGUUGGAAAUAUCAUCUACCAACGCGCACCCGAUCAUAGGCAUCAUCCUCCUCGUCCUAAUGUUCCUCCAACCAGCGCUCGGCUUCGUCCACCACGCCAAGUUCAAGCGCCUCCGCCGGCGGACCUUCUUCUCGCACGCGCACCUGUGGCUCGGCCGGACAGCCAUCACCCUGGGCAUCAUCAACGGCGGGCUGGGGCUGAAGCUAGCCAACGCGUCGCAGGACCUGGUCAUCGCCUACUCCGUCGUGGCCGCGUUCGUCUGGCUGGUGUGGCUGAUAGCCGCCGUCUUUGGAGAAAUGCGCCGUCGCCGGGGCGAUGGUAACAACAUUAACGAUAGGAAUAAGAACAAUUCUCCUUCUUCGAAUGAAUACAUGGCCCCGAAUCACACCUCCAUGCGAUUUAAUAGGGACGGCCGCCGUCGUUCUAUCAGCCUCUCACUUGACCCCAGUCCCCCGUACACGCCGGGGCCUAUAUAUGGCGGGCCACCGGUCGACGGGAGAGGACAGACGGUGGAGAUGAUGCCUGCGAGGAACGUGGCUGGGAGACAGAGAUCUAUAUCUCCGCUCUCGUCCGAGUUGACGCCGGUGGAUGGAAGAAGGAGGUCAUCGCAAGAAAGGUAACGCGGGUACGCGGUUGCUAUUUAUGAAUAUUGUUAGGAUAUUAUGAACGAUG